Messenger RNA from Caretta caretta (loggerhead turtle), 3038 nucleotides. RefSeq names its product arrestin domain containing 2 (gene ARRDC2). NCBI's taxonomy places the organism in Eukaryota, Metazoa, Chordata, Testudines, Cheloniidae. The record is from RefSeq and is a predicted model, not a curated record. Gene Ontology annotation, cellular component: plasma membrane; cytoplasm. Gene Ontology annotation, biological process: protein transport.
GGGAGGUGUGGCCGGCGACGCGCGUCGCUCCCGGGGCCGCCUGGUGCGGAGCUUGGGGCGCCGCGAUGAGCUGAGCCGCCCUGCGCUGGAGCCGGGACUCCGCGGGGCCGAGCUCGCUCUCCGGAGCCCCAGCCCCGCCGGGGAGACCCGGCCCCGGGGGACAGGAGCUUGCCAGGCCCGGCGCCGGCCAUGCAGCCCCUGGGCAAGAUCCGCAGCUUCGCGCUGGAGCUGGCCGGCGGCCCGGCGCAGGGGGUGUACCGCGGCGGGGAGCUGCUCUCCGGCCAGGUGGUGCUGGAGCUCAGCAAGGUCCUGAAGGUGCGAGCGCUGGAGGUCUGCGCCCGGGGUUUGGCCACGGCGCACUGGCUGGAGAGCAGGAGCGUGGGCAUGAACACGGUCUACAGCGACUACACCGCCUACGAGCCCUACCUCAGGGCGCGCUGCCAGCUCAUCCGCGACAAUGGUGAAGUCACAGUUCUGCAGGCAGGAAAACACGAAUUCCCCUUCACGUUUCAGCUCCCAGAGACUCUGGCCACCUCCUUUGAAGGCCGGCAUGGUAAUGUGCGCUACUGGGUGAAAGCCAGGCUCCACAGACCCUGGUCAGUUGUCAAGAAAGCGAAGAAAGAAUUCACAGUGAUCGAGCCCAUUGACAUCAACACCCCGGCCUUGCUGGCUCCUCAGGCAGGUGUGAAGGAGAAGCUUGCCCGCGCCUGGUACUGCAACCGUGGCCAGGUCUCUGUAUCCGCCAAGAUCGACCGAAAAGGCUACACGCCAGGUGAGGUCAUCCCCAUCUUUGCUGAAAUUGACAACUGCAGCACCCGCACAGUCGUGCCCAAAGCUGCCAUCAUCCAGACUCAGACGUUCAUUGCCCGGGGAGCCAAGAAGCAGAAGAAGUCUGUGGUGGCCAGCAUAGCAGGCGACUCCAUUGCAGCUGGGAAGAGGGAAGUGUGGCAUGGCCGAGCGCUGAAGAUCCCCCCUGUGGGCCCCUCAAUCCUGCAGUGCCGCAUUAUCCGUGUGGAAUACGCCCUAAAGGUUUGUGUCGAUAUUCCUGGGACCUCCAAGCUGCUCCUGGAAUUACCACUUGUGAUUGGGACGAUCCCACUGCAUCCGUUCGGGAGCCGCACAUCCAGCAUCAGCAGCCAGUACAGCGUCAACCUGGACUGGCUCAGAAUGGUGAUACCGGAGGAGCCUGAAGCUCCCCCUGAAUAUUCGUCUGUUGUGUCCAGUGAAGAGUCUGCUCAGAACCUGUCCCCACCCUGCCCGGGUGAACUCGGCAAUGGCUUGGAAGGUCCUUUCUUUGCUUACAUCCAAGAGUUCCGCUACCGUCCUCCUCCACUGUACUCAGAGGUGGAUCCAAACCCCACACCAGACAGCAUCCGGCCACGCUGCAUGACCUGUUGAAGGAAGCGUCACUGAGUGCAGUUAUUAGAAUACCAAUCUGGUGGGGCUGAGACGCUUGCAGACUCGCAGGACAUCAGCCCUGGGUAUCCGGAUCGGCGUCCAAGAGGCUAUUGUGGGGCUGGAGCUCGUGUGGAGCUGAGAACCUGUUUGCUCACUGCCGCCUGAAACUACCUGAUGAUGCUGCAUCUCAUGGACUGACUCCUCUUGCCCCAGAGCUGAAACGAGGGGGUUGGACUUGCCAUGUGGGGUCAGAGCAGCUCCUGAGCACAUGAGCAAGGGUGGCAGAGGAGGGUGUAGGGUUAAGAACUCUUCUGCGGGAGUAUAGGGUUCAAACAAGCCAAGCUCCUUCAUCUUGCAGCUACCAUGGUCAUGCUCCACCUAACUCCUGCCAAUAGAAAACAGGACUGGGAAGUGCUUCUUGGGAUUACUGGAAAGCAUUUUAAUCUUGCUCUGGGUAAGGGUUUAAACACCAUGGUAAUCUGAGGGCACCCUCCAGCUUCUGCAUUCUUAUAAAGUCACCAGGACUUCAGUUUCUGAAGAAUUAAAUGGGGUUGUUCUCCUCAGACUGAGGCUCAGCCCUUGCUGUCCAGCACCCAUGAGCCUUAAGUUGUGCCCCGGGGUGCCUGCUGCCGGGGCUGUGCAUUGCAUCUGGUCUAACACACUCUGAGACAUUAAAUGUGUGAAGACUGUUCCCUUGAGUCAAGGAUUGUAUAGGUGCCAGGGGGGGCAAGAGCUGUGAGCUCAGGGAAGAACUCCUGUUCUAUAAACCGCAGCAAGAUCUAUGGUGCUGUCUUGGUCACCAUGUCUAGUUUGGUCCCUACCAGGCACCAGACAAACUUGCAAAACCCAUUGAACCUUCCACUGAUGCAGAAAGCUGUGCCUUAAUCUUUAAAGGGCUUGUGCCUUUGGGGCUGCUAGAAUGGUUCCAGUAGCAUUUGAUUGCCCUCUCUAUAUAUUUGCCAGAGUAAAAGGUGAAUGGGGAAAGCUGCCAGGCGCAGGGCCAUACAGUUGCUGACAUGGUCAGUGUCCCAUAGCCCAGCACUGGGAGAGUAUGUGUGAUGAGGCCUGUAGACACUAUAGGCAAGUAGGUAAGAGCCUUAAAUCCAGUCCUGUUGCAUGUGGAGUUGCCUGUGGACUUGCUGCCUUGUUAACACUUCACCCAGCACCUAGUGGGAAGAGCCACAGGUCUGUCUGCCAUUAGCAGAGUGAGGAAGAUGCUGCUGAUGGUAUGCACUGAAAGCUGGUAAAUCCUGUUAGCAGGGGAAAAAGAGGUUGUAAUGAAGACUGCUUGGGUGCAUCUGCCUUUGGCUUCAGGCUGGUCUUACUGCUCCCUGUGCAGACUUGACAAGAGAUCUUGGCCAUUGAUCAUUCGUUAGUAAACGAUGCAUUCCAUGAUCUGAGGCUAAAACUACCAGCUUGCUGGUUAAAACCACUGACAGCCACAGUAUUCCAGCUCAGAGCCAAAGCAAAAGGUCCCUAACCAGCUUACUUUAGCUAUGCAGUCAGCUUCCUCCACUAAGGACCGGAAACGCAAGCUUUUUUUAAAAAAAAAAUUUAAUAUACCUGUAACUGGUGUGUUUUUUGACUAAUUCUGCUUUUGUACAACUCCAGGUUUUGAAAUAAACUCUUGUUAUUCUGAA